AUGAAACGUCAUAUUGAAAACUAUCUUAAUGAUUUUAAUAACAAUGGACCCUCUUAUAAUUCGUUGGAAAUGAUUAUGGAUAAAGCAGAGAUGCAGCACUGCUCUGAAUCACAGGCGAAUACUCUCGAAUUAGAAUCUAAUACUCCUUCUCAGGGUAGUGGUUUUAGGGCUCUUCUUUCACAAGAAAAUAUAGAUGAAUUGUUUAGUUUCAACUAUUAUGCUGAUUAA
Racocetra persica is the source of this 228-nucleotide messenger RNA. NCBI's taxonomy places the organism in Eukaryota, Fungi, Glomeromycota, Glomeromycetes, Diversisporales, Gigasporaceae. The record is from the annotation of a GenBank genome assembly.